Molecule: messenger RNA, 2421 nt
Organism: Eupeodes corollae
Lineage: Eukaryota; Metazoa; Arthropoda; Insecta; Diptera; Syrphidae
Product: protein yellow
Exons: 2
Coding region: 625-2040 (471 amino acids)
Cellular component (GO): extracellular region
Source: RefSeq, a predicted model, not a curated record
UUCAAUUUAGUCUUGAAACGUAGCUCGGGCGAGCAACUUUAGCGCAUGUUUUUUUGUCGUUUUGAACACAGUAGUCUUUUUAAUUUAUUUCUUUGGAAAGUGUGUGAUCUAAUGGUUUAAUAUAUGUAUAUGUUUUCCUAUUGUUGUUUCACGUGAAGCAAAAAUAAAUGCUAAAAAUUGGUUAUUCAAACAUAAAAUUAACGCAAAAAAGCCGGUCAGAUAUUUUCUAUUAACAUAGAUGAACCAACAUCCAGUUAGGACCGGAAUUUGAAUAAGUCUACACAGAAUCGUGAGCGACAAUCUUCUGAGUUACAUAACUUCUUUAAGACUAAAAGUCGUAUAACAUAGCCACAAACUUAUAUAUAUCCGGUUUUUCGUAUCUGUUGCACAUGUGCAUCAUAGUUAGUGGUGUUGUAAGAAUCUUUGUGCGUUAAUACAAUUAUUAUUAUUAUUAAACUAUACUUGCCUCACUGGUUCGAGAUUUUAUUCGAUUUAUAAUUUAUGAACAAGAAUUUUUGAGAGUCAAAAUAAAGAGGUCGGUUUCUUUGGAAUAGGCAUAAUAAAUUAUUAAGUCUGUUAACUUUUAACUUAAGACAAAGUGUAAAGAAGCUAAAGAGUGUUGCGAUGUUUGUGGAACGAUAUGUUUGUCGAUCGCCUAUAAUGCCUCAUCAACUUCGGCUUGGGGUUUUACUAUGCUGUUGGAUUGGGAUUGGAUUGUUGACAUUAGCGGCAUGCAACGAUAAUCUUCGUGUUGCAUACGAAUGGAAAGAAAUCGACUUUAAGUACCCUAGUAAGGAACAAAAACAGCUGGCAAUCGAAAGUUAUGAAUUUAUACCUGAGAAUGUUAUACCAGUUGGUUUGGAAGUAUACCGUUCAAGGCUGUUUGUGACGCUGCCACGGUGGAGGGAAGGCGUGCCAGCUUCGUUGGCUUACCUUGAUCUUAAUGAUAACACAACAAAGUCACCAGCUCUUAUACCGUUUCCUAGUUGGGAGGCUCACGACAUCUACGAACCCUCACCUGAAUUGGUAUCGCCGUUCAGAAUUCGCGCCGACAGAUGUGGUCGUUUGUGGGUAUUGGAUUCUAGAAUUUCCAAUAUUCUAGAAAAACCCGCUUUGUUUGGACCAUCUCAACUUUUAGUCUAUGAUCUACACAACGAUAAUUUGCUAAGAAAAUAUGUUUUCCCAAAGGAUCACAUGAAAGAAAAGUCCUUUUUUGCUAACAUAGCUAUAGAAGAUGGCGAUUGUGACAAUACUUUUGCAUACGCAAGUGAUUUAGCAGCUCCAGGCUUAGUUGUCUAUUCUUGGAAAAGUCAAGAAUCGUGGAGAGUACAUCAUAACUUUUUCCAUCCCGAUCCACUUUCUGGUAAUUAUAGUAUCGGUGGAAUUAAUUUCCAGUGGGACGAUGGUCUUUUUGGAUUAUCUUUGUCUAAAGCCCAACCCGACGGUUAUGCGACCCUAUAUUUCCAUCCCCUCAGCUCUACAAUGGAGUUUUCAGUGUCCACAAUGAUAUUGCGUGACAAAACCCUUGCCACAUCCAAUCAGAUCUACAAGGAAUUCAAAAUUCUCGGAUCAAGAGGCCCGAACGCACAGGCUGGUGCGGCUUUCCUCGAUCAACUAACUGGAGUUCUAUUUUAUGCUUUGCCCAAUUUAAAUGCAGUUGCUUGCUGGAAAACAUCAAACCGCGCUUACACUAUCAAGUCACAAGGCCGUGUUUACAUGAGUCCUGUAGAAAUGGUCUUCCCAAAUGAUGUGAAGGUCGAUGACCAGGACCGUUUGUGGGUCCUUUCCGAUCGUCUCCAUGAGUUUAUCUACUCUGAAUUGGAUCCGGAUGAUUUUAAUUUCAGAAUUUUGACGGCUCAUGUCAAGGACGCAAUUGAGAACACUGCUUGUGAUAUCAAAACAAAACCCUUACCGGAUCUUAUAAACAAACUUGGCGACAUCCUACGACCAAAUCGAACAGUAUCGUCUGCCGGCAACAUGUUUGUUUCUCAAGCUUCGCUGUUGGUUGUUGGUAUUCUCUUAAGAAGAUUUUUGUUUUAGAUUUGUAUCUAAAGUAUUUGUAUAAAAUAUUAAUUUUAGUAUAAGCUUACUUAAGUUAAAAAGAAAAAAAGUUUUGUGUUUUAAAUUCUAACAGAAAUUAAUGAGUUUUGGUACUGUAAAUAAAUCUUAAACAACAACACUUUUAUUAACUUUUGUAUAUUCAAUAGUACAGUGUAUAGAAAUAUGUAAUACAUUUUAUUUUUAAACGUUCAUAGAUUCAAAUAUAGAUACACACAUAGCGUUCUUUAGCAUUUAAUAAAUGUUUGUGUUAUUUUUAAGAAUUGUGAAAUAUUUUUUAGGACGUUAGUCAUAAUUUUAGAUUUUUAAGAUCAGAUAGAAGAACAAAUAUAAAACAAAAAAUGAAAUUUUGCCUUGCAUUAA